Molecule: messenger RNA, 519 nt
Organism: Aureobasidium subglaciale EXF-2481
Lineage: Eukaryota; Fungi; Ascomycota; Dothideomycetes; Dothideales; Saccotheciaceae
Exons: 1
Coding region: 1-519 (172 amino acids)
Source: RefSeq, a predicted model, not a curated record
AUGCAAUUUAUUGAGGCUCAGCUGCUCUCGUCUUUUGGUCGUAUCGCGGACAUGAAGAUGUGUUACGACCGCGCAGGCCACCACAACGGCAAGGACGACAACGCAACCAAGAUAUCCGCGGACGAAAGAACAGAAUGUCAGCGGGAGACAGCACAUCACGCUGAUAAGUCGCAUGAGAGACUUCGUGCCAGAUGUAGGGAGCUGAGCAUCUUUCGAGGGAAUCAGCGUGUCUUCGGUUGCGAAACAUGUUUCUACAUUGUCAUACCUUCAUCUUGCAUCAUCACGCGAUCUAGUCUAGACAGAGACAACAACACUGCCCAGCAGAUAACGACUGACAAUAUCGUGGAUGCGCUAUCGUGGAGAGGCCCAAAGAUACCAUCUUGCCCCCUCAAGCAUAACGACAACGCAAUCUGUAUAGCACUGAAGGAGAUGAAGAUGUUGGGUACCACUGGCCGUCGGAUGAUUUCCGAGAUGCGUCUCGAAAGUGUCGCCAUGGUUUUUAAAAUGCGUACUACUUGA